Miscanthus lutarioriparius is the source of this 2085-nucleotide messenger RNA. The record is from the annotation of a GenBank genome assembly. Lineage: Eukaryota; Viridiplantae; Streptophyta; Magnoliopsida; Poales; Poaceae.
AUGGAGGUGGACGGCGCCGCGGGGGCGGCGGCCGCCGCCGCCGCGAAGCCGCUGACGCCGGAGGAGGAGGCGCUUCGGCGCAGCACCGACUGCGUCUACUUCCUCGCCUCGCCGCUCACCUGCAAGAAGGGUAAUGAAUGCGAUUUUCGUCACAGCGAGGGUGCCCGGAUGAACCCUAGAGACUGUUGGUACUGGUUGAAUGGCAGUUGUUUGAAUCCUAAGUGUGCAUUCCGCCAUCUGCCAAUUGAUGGUCAAUUUGGUGCCCCAACUUCCGGACUACCUCCAGUUUCUGCGCACUAUGGUGCCUAUAACCCGGGCAAGCAGAUGGUCCCAUGCUAUUACUUCCAGAAAGGGAACUGCUUGAAGGGUGAUAGAUGCCUUUUUUAUCAUGGACCACAAACAGCUGGUAAUAAUCCUGCAGAGCAGGUGGCGAAGGUUUCUUCCUUCCCUUUGGAACUGUCCCAGUCUCAAAAGAAUGAAGAUGCUGCAGCUCCAAAUAAUUCAACGCAGGAGGUUCGAAUAACUGAUAAUAGGACUACGGCUCAUGUUUCCAAGAGUGGUGCGGGUGCAAUUCCCGCUGAUGUAGCUUCCAAUGCAGUGAAGUCUGGGCCCAACUCAGAGCUGGCACCCAGUAAUACAUUUGCAGCAAAGAAAAGUUUCACAACUGAGGAUCAUCCUAUGCACUAUCAGAACCAGGUUCCUGUGGAGGGUGAUCCUGUCCAAGACUGGAACCAAAAUUUUGAAAUGCCUCCUACUGAUGACCUGCCACAGAAUAGCAGGGAGGCUGAUGAUUUUUUGGGAGAGUCUUCUCCUGGUUUUGAUGUUCUUGUAGACAAUGAUGGAGAUGGUGCUGCUUAUUUACAUGACGAGGAAGAUUUUGGAAGGGAUAUGUACCCGGUAGAAGAUUAUGAAUAUGCUCCAGCUGAUUUUGAUAUUCGGGCUCAUCAUGAAAGUGAGCAGUUCAACAAUGGAAUGGGUGAGAACGGACGGAUUGGACAGUAUGAUGGCUAUGAGAGGAAACGUCGUAGAUCCUCGUCUGAGAGGAGCUUAGACAAACCUUACCAUCCAGAUAGAAGGUUUCUCCACAGAGAGCUUGAUCGCAACGACAUAGAUGGAUCAGAUCUACGUCAUCAGCUCCGCAGGAGAAGAAUAAAUGGGCCUUCGACAGCCAUUAGCCCAGAACGGGCUAAUGGGGACCAGCACUGGAGGGAUGAACGCUACAGAGAAAGGCCACAUGGUGGUCACCACACACAUAGAGAUCGCUAUCAGGGCCCACGAGGAAGCACUCUGAGUUCCCGUCUGCAGGCUAGAAUAAAGCUUCCUCGAAGAUCACCUGAUAGAGUUGAUAUUCGCUUCGAGGAUGAACGAGACAGGAGGAGACUCCGGGAAAGAUUUUCUCCAGUUAGGCGUAUGGAUUUUCAUAGUGGUAGGCAUCGGGAGGCUGGACAGAGUCAAGAAAGGAGCCACCGGAGGUCAAGUGAGAUUGUCUCUACUGUCAGGCAUGCAGAUGGCCUCUCUGCUAGAAGAGAUGCAGUGGAUUCAGCUCAUUUUGCUGCUCGCAGGAACUUGGGAGAGCCAAGGAAGGCAAAUGGAAUUGUGGAGUCCGAAGCAUCUCUUGAUUUUGAGGGUCCCAAACCCCUCAGUGUCAUCUUACAGAGAAAAAGAGAGGCAGCACAGGGCAAUAACUCAUCUUCCAACUAUGAGAAAUCUGCUGAGGUUGCAGUCAUGCAGACAGGUUCUCUGGUUGAAACUGAGAAGAAAGGCUGUGACAACAUUACCAGCUCUGCAGAUUGCAAGAGUGGUUCAGGUGACGAAGAGUAUAAAGAGGAAGAUCAUAUCCCUGUGGAUGCACACAGGCAGUCUUCAUCUCAUGGUGAUAAGUUUGAGGUUGAGUAUGCUGCUGAAGUGGAUGCAGAAGGAAAUCAAGAGGCGGACAACUAUGACCAGAGAGAGGGUGAGUCUGACGACUACGAGACAAUUGAAGGUCAUGACUACAGAUCUGAAGAUGAAAAUGCAUACCAAGACGACGAAGAUUUUGAUGAUGAUGAUGACUUCGCUCGGAAAGUAGGGGUUGUAAUCUCUUGA